UUGAAAGAAGUGAAUAAUAUCAGUCAAAGGCCCCAUUGCUUCGAAAUAACAACAAACCUGCAACUUAAAUGUUUGUUCUUCCUCGCUAGAAAUCAUGUUAACUUAGGGGAAAAUUGUUUAGUUUCUGUUUUAUUAGUUUAUAUCUCAAGUGUUGAAGGCGAUAUUACGAUGUGGUUUCUGCAAUUAUUUACCAUUUUGUUGUUAUGGGAGAUUAUCCUGGGGGAGUACAUCCCUCCAGGUCCGAAAUACCGUUGCCCGAAGGACAAAUUGCUGCUCCAUCCGUGCACGUGCGACAUCGAGUCCGAUAACGGAAUAUACGUGAGUUGCAACAACACGAAUUUGGCGUCGAUGAGCAUCGGCCUUAACAAUUUGGCCACGUUCGAUUUACCGAUAGAAAAAUUAACGAUUUACAAAUGCAGCAUAGGAAGACUAUUUGGAAGCCUACUCUACAAAUUAAACCUGCGAGUUUUACUGAUAGAGGACACACCAAUAGAAACCAUCGACGAGCACACCUUCCUCGGCGUCAACAACACUUUGAGCGAGCUCUAUCUCAGAAACACCAGCUUGAAGGAAUUUCCCACAUCAGCUUUCAAAAUUUUAGGCAGCUUGACUACAUUGAACAUAAGCACGCACAGGAUGAGCGAGAUCCCCAAAGACAGCUUCGCGUCCAGUUCCAUGACAGGAACUCUCUUGAGGCUUCACAUAGCAGAUGGAAACUUAUCGACGCCGCUGCCCGAGAGUUUACAGCCCUUGAGGAAGCUGAAAACUCUCGAUUUACACGGCAAUCAGAUAAAAGACCUCAAGAGGAACCAGUUUAAAGGCUUGAGGGACGUCGAGGUUUUGGAUUUGAGUUUCAACCAGAUACCCAAAAUCGACGGGUCCCAUCUAAUGGAUCUCACCAAGCUGUCUUGGUUGAAUGUAUCUAAUAACCGGUUCACAGAAAUCACCAGAGGAGCUUUCGCGAGGAAUACAGUGCUGAAGGUGCUCAACAUGUCCGGGAACAAGAUAAGGAAAUUGGACCAGAAUACUUUCAGAGGAAUGAGGUUUUUGAGGCGAUUGUACUUGGCCGACAACCAAAUCGGGGAUAUUGGCCGAGGAACGUUCAGCUCGAUGAAGAGAAUCGGAACAAUCGAUUUGGCGCGCAAUACAUUGAAGAAAAUCGAUUACCAGAUGUUCGUCGAUCUCAAUUUUAUCGAGAUAUUAGAUCUUUCCGAAAAUCAAAUCCGGGAAAUCCAAAAGUUGUCGUUCAAAGCUCUCUUCUUGACCGACAUCAAUCUGUCGAGGAACCAAAUCAACAAAAUCGAGGACGGCGCUUUCGAGAAUUGCGCCAACAUCACCGUAUUGAAUUUGUCCUACAAUCAAUUGGAGAGCAUCUCCAAGAAGGCCUUCGACGAAACAACCUACGCCACUGAACUCCAGCUGUCUUACAACUUCUUCACCAAUCUUUCACAGAUUCCACUACAAAACAUGACAGGAAUCCGAAUCCUCAACGUAUCCCACAACUCCAUCACCACCAUACCGAGAAAAACCUUCCCGAAACUCUACGAACUCCACACCAUAGACUUCUCAUACAACAACCUCACCGAUAUCUACAACUCCGUAUUCCAAACGUUGUUCUCGCUGAGAUACAUCAACAUGAGCCACAACAGCCUCAACGCCAUCAAACCCAGCACCUUCGGCGCCCUUCCUACUCUACUAGAGCUGGAUUUGAGCUACAACGGCAUGAAUUCGGUGGCCAAAAGCGCUCUCACCCGACUGGCUGGCAUGCGGACGCUCACUUUGAGAGGCAACAAUUUGAAGAGCAUGUUCCAGCUGCCCAUCUCCGUGGCCGAAUUGGAUCUAUCCAGCAACAGCAUCGAAAGGCUGCCGCUGGAGACGUGGCCCAGCAUGAAUUCUCUGUUGCGCUUGGAUUUGAGCCGCAACAAUUUGAGCGAUAAUCUGGAGAGAGGCAGUUUCGCCAAUUUGCUUACUUUGCAGAGAUUGAAUUUGAAUUACAACGGUAUGAACCAACCUCCUUACGCUGCUCUUGGUGAUUUGGCCUCCUUGCAGUACGUGUAUUUAGAGGGUAAUUUUAUAACAGAACUGGCCAGGAAUGCAUUUGGAAAGCUACCCGUCGUAUUUGAGCUGGAUUUGUCUCAUAAUAACAUACGUAAUAUCAGCGCUAGGGCUUUUGAGGGGUUGCUGCAGCUCAUCGAAUUGAAGCUGGGUCAUAACAACAUCAACUCAAUUCCCAAUGGAGCUUUUCAGGGUUUAGUGUCUCUUAGACAUUUGGAUCUUUCUUUCAAUAAGAUAUCGAAAAUGGAUAACAAGACUAAUUCCCUUCUAGAAGAUUGUCUUUCUUUAGAGAAGCUCAAUUUGAGUCACAACAAAGUGGGCUUCAUAACGAAGAAAUUCUUCCCGAGCAACAAAUACAUUCCGUACAAGCUAAAAGAAGUGGAUUUAUCGUACAAUUCGAUGCCCGUUUUAACCGUUGAUUUGACAAUAGGCACUUCGAAACUCGAAAUACUGAAUCUAUCCCACAACGCCAUCGCGACCGUCCGACCAGGCGUCGUCGGAAACAUAACGAGUUUGAGAACACUCGACCUGUCUCAUAACAAAUUGGAAGAUCUCGCCAGCGAUAAGGAAUUCUUCAGAUUGCCGGCGAACUUAACGGAAUUGUAUUUAUCGCAUAAUUUACUGGACGAUUUGCCUUGGCAGUAUUUGCGAAACGCUUCCGAAAUAUCCGCGAUCGAUUUGCGAUGGAAUCGCUUCGCCCAUUUCCCUCCACAACUCGUCGAAUUGGUGGAAAAAGACGUGGAUGUUUAUUUCGAAGGAAAUAAACUCCAUUGUGAUUGUUUUCUACGUCCUCUAGUCAGGCAUUUUCACAAUCAGCUGGUUGUGAAACAGCUGUACAAAACAAUCCUGUGCGAAACUCCCUCGUUUCUACAUAAUCAAACGUUAUACGAUUUAACAGAAGAGAGAUUAAACUGUCCGGUUAAUGUUAACACUACUCAGUUAAAGAGUCGAAUACCGGGGGAUUACGAUGUGUUACCCGAUUUGAAAUUCAGAGAGUUGUCAAAUAAGAAAAACGUGCUCAGCGCAAAAUGGAGAGUGACAAAGCUCAGUGAUAUAGCAGAUACAGAAGUAUUCAUUAGAGAUGAUAAAAAUGGCCAGAAUAUCGUCUACAAAUCAACCAUUCCGUAUUUCAAACGCUCGCUGGUUAUCGAUUUCAACAAAGAUAUCAAAAAAAAGUUGAGCAAAGAUCGGAGGUAUCAAAUUUGUUUGUUGGCGAAGAAUAGCAAAAAUGAAAUUCGGAAUUUCUACUCCGAACAAUGCAAAGAUUUGUCGGGAAAACUAUCGGGAAGUUCGAGGAUUUCGAGCACCAUUUUGUUUAAUUUAUUGUGCCUUAGCGUUAUUUUUUUCGUUGUGUAG
This is a messenger RNA of Phyllotreta striolata, 3411 nucleotides long. Lineage: Eukaryota; Metazoa; Arthropoda; Insecta; Coleoptera; Chrysomelidae. The record is from the annotation of a GenBank genome assembly.